GUCCUGCCUCCUUCACCCUGGAAGCCGUUGACGUCACAGCAACCGGAAGAGCCGUUACCUGGCCGGUGCAGGGGGUCUGCGGAGGGCGCGAUGCUCUGCAGAGGACUGGGAGCCGCAGUCGGUAGUGAGAGGCCGCCUGCUGUGAUGGGGAAGGGGUAACAGGGAGGGGGGUGCAGCCUGCGGUGCGGCGGGUGAGGGGUUAACGGAAGCGGCUGACAGCUCGCGGCAUGAAUAUGUAUAGGGGGGGAUGAUCACGUGUCCCGCCCGUCACCCGCCCCCCUCACACCCUGCAUCAUCCUCUGCAGAGCCGGCACUGAACCCAGAGCCGCCGAGCGGUCGUGGGAAGUGAUUGAGAAGCGUCAGAAGAUCCGCGGGGCCCCUUCCGCCCCCCACCCUACAAGGAGCCGCUCUACAUGCCCCUGCAGCUGCCGACCAUGAAUUUCCGCAGUCACCGGCUUCUACGCCGCUCACCGCCCCCACCCCCGACUCUCUCCACUAAACCCGCGGCGGUGGGCGGAGCCUCCAGCCUGGGCAGCAUAGCGCAGAUCAGCCCAUGCCUCUACCUCUCCAGCGGGAAUGCGGCGGGCAGCCGCCACCUAGUCUACGCCCGCAACGUCACCUGCAUCGUCAACGCCACCCUGGAGAUCCCCAACUCCAACUGGCCGGAUGUAGACUAUGUCAAAGUGCCCGUGCCCGACUUACCGCACGCCCCCCUCGCCCUUUACUUUGAUUCCGUGGCCGACCGCAUCCACCAGAACGGGAAAAGGAACGGCAGGACACUGGUCCACUGUGUGGCGGGGGUCAGCCGCUCGGCCACGCUCUGCAUCGCCUACCUGAUGAAGUACCACCGCCUGUCCUUGCUGGACGCCCACCAGUGGGUGAAGACCAGGAGACCGGUGGUCCGGCCCAACGCCGGCUUCUGGCAGCAGCUGAUUCAGUACGAGAAGAAGCUCUUCGGCAAAAACACGGUGAGGCUGGUGCCGUCCCCGCUCGGACUCAUCCCAGACAUAUACGAGAGGGAGACCCGCAACCUGAUCCCCGUCUGGGGCUUCAGAUAAAGACACUGCAAGGGUUAAAGGACAAUCGCUGGCGCUACAACGUAUCCGGCCCCCCAAGACACAGUGGACACUUUGAAACCCCUCCCCCUUAAAGGGCCACUCCAGUCUUCUGUACGUAAAGUUCUGGCACUUUCUGAUAGACUUAUCAAGAUCUCUGUUUGUGGUCAGUGAACGGAAACAUUGUUACAGUGAAUGUUCGGAGACAAUUGUGAGAAGUAUUGGGUGUAAAGCAUGGCCAGCGAGAUGAAGUCGGCGCCUGCCGUAGAUCUGCGCCACUUUCACGUUCUUAAUAAAUUUGGCUUAAAACCAUAUCCCCUUGUGGGGGGGGCGCACACCCCCUCUUCAGAUUUGCUGGUCCCGAAUUCAGUAGAUUCCACCCAAAACUGGUCUAAACAGCUUAGUAAACGUGGGCCAGUGUUUCCGUUCACUGACAGCAAGCAUGGAGUGACUGGAAUCUGCGCGCCACCAGAUACAGUAGAUGUUAUUGUAUGAAGGGCGGUGCGCGCGUCCGCUUACUGGCACAGAUUGCGGGGCGCAGCCCCUUCCCUAUAGCAACCUUAUUUUCGGGGCGAUAGUGUAUAUUUCUAAAUAAAGUAAUUUUA
Molecule: messenger RNA, 1660 nt
Organism: Bufo bufo (common toad)
Lineage: Eukaryota; Metazoa; Chordata; Amphibia; Anura; Bufonidae
Gene: DUSP14
Product: dual specificity phosphatase 14
Exons: 2
Coding region: 414-1058 (214 amino acids)
Biological process (GO): protein dephosphorylation
Molecular function (GO): MAP kinase tyrosine/serine/threonine phosphatase activity
Source: RefSeq, a predicted model, not a curated record